UGAAAUCUGACGUUGGACCCAAAAAGCCAGCAAAUAAAGAAAAUGGUAUACAAUCUAGAGCCAUUCCUCUUUAUUAAAGUAUUCAUGUUAGCUAUUAGGCCUCUUAAUAAAUGAUUCAUGUGAACUACUCGGCCACACUACGUCCAUAGUCUUGUAUAUUAAUCAAAAUCAACACUUCCAGCUUCUAAACUCUCCAAGCAUCUGAUUCUUUAACUACAUCUGGGGUUUGUCCCAUCUGACAGCCUGGUUGCAUCUCUCAGACCAUUUUUGUCCUAAAGAGCUACCAAAGAACUAGGUAAAUCCCAUUUCAGGAUUCCUGUUUGAUUUGUAAAUGAAGUGAGCGAGACUGUUUCAGAAGCAUUGGAGUGUUUGAUCAAAAGAUUCAAAAGAUGUUCAAGUCAGCCAAACGGGGGAGCGAGAAGAGCAAAAUCAAAGCUGUAUUCCAAUUGCAGUUUGAGGCAACUCAGGUGCCACAAGUGAAAGCAAAAGCCUUGACAAUAUCUCUGGUCCCGGCGGAUGUCGGUAAGCCAACGGUGAGAUUAGAGAAAGCUGUCAUUGUGGAUGGAACCUGUUUCUGGGAGAAUCCUGUCUAUGAAACAGUGAAAUUAAUCAGGGAUCCGAAGACCAGAGGAUUCAUUGAGAAAAAGUAUCAUUUCAUUGUGUCAAGUGGAUCAUCAAAAGCAGGUCUACUUGGAGAAGUAUCGAUCAAUUUUGCAAAUUAUGCGGAGGCAGCUACACCUUCAACCGUCUCCCUUCCCCUUAAGGCUUCAAACCAUGGGGGAACUGGAGCAAUUCUGCAUGUCACAAUUCACAACAUGCAGGAGUCUGUUGAUCUAAGAGAAUCUGAAGCAGGUGAAAACCCAACGAGCAAAUCACAAGACAGGAGCCCGAAGAAUCAAUUAAGGAACAAUGACAGAAACGAAAACAGCAACCUCAGUUUUACAGAGAAUGAAUGCAUCAAUAAACUCUCAUCAGAGAACUCUGAAAACAUUCGAACUUUCAGAGAUUUUCUUGAGGAAGAUCCUAUAAUUCAACAGGGUGAUACCACAUUCAGACAAGACUCUGAGCCCAAGAAGAGAACAUCUGAUGCCUUACCAAAAGAUGGUUACAGGCAUCAGAACUCUGAAAACAAUCGGAACUUCAAAGAUUUUCUUGAGGAAGCUCCUAUGAUUCUUCAGGGUGAUACCACAUUCAGACAAGACUCUGUGCCCAAGAAGAGAACAUCUGAUACCUUACCAAAAAAUGGUGACAGGUAUCAGAGAUUGAAUAGAGAUUGUUCAACGGGUUCUACUUCAGAUGGAAGUAUGGUUGACUUAGCAAACAGCUCAGAGGAGAACAUACUAAGUGACAGGACGCCAGAGACUUCGCAUAGAACUGUUGAAAAAUUAAUGAGAAAAAUUUCUAUGUUGGAAAGGCAGGCAGAAUUAUCAGAGCUAGAAUUACAGACGGUUCGGAAGCAAAUUGUAAAGGAAAGAAAAAGGGGACAGGAACUGUCAAGAAAAAUUUCUAGCCUGAGAGAAGAGCGAAAUGCAAUCGGAACAGAUUAUGAACAACUCAAGUCUAGAGAAGUUUCAUAUCACUUGCAAAUAGAGACUGAAGAAUUGAAGGAUAAAUUAGAGGAAAUGGGGCUGGAGCUUAAUCAUGAGAAAGACUUAGGAGUGACACUGAGAGUGCAACUGCAGAAGACUGAAGACUCGAACUUUGAAUUGGUUCAUGCCAUAAAAGAGCUUAAUGAAAUAUUGGAGCAGAAGGAUAGGGAAAUAGCUGAUCUCUCGACCAAAAUAAGAGCCGGUGAGAAUGACAAAGAGGAUCCCAAAGAAGUUCCCGUUUGUACUGAUGUAGCAGAGGAAGUAGACAUGCUUGAGCAGGAGAUUGAAGACCUUAAUGGUGAAUUGGAGGUCUACAGGAAAGACAAAGAAGAGCUAGCGAUGCAUAUGGACCAGCUUGCCACGGAGUAUGAUAUCCUAAAACAGGAAAACCACAAUUUCUCCCUGAAGUUACAACAACACAAAAUCGAAAAGGUAAAGAUGCAGAAUGAGUUCUCAGAAUUAUCAGCAACAAUAAAAGAGUUUGAGCUCCAGAUGGAGAGGCUAGAAAAGGAAAUCAAGGAGCAGGCACUAGAACUAACAGAAUCUUCCGAAAUAAAUAAUAAGCUUCAAUCACAGGUAGAAAGCUUGGAGACAAAACUGGAGAAGCAGGCACAAGGAUUUGAAGAUGAUUUGGAAGGUAUCACACUUUUGAAAAUUGAGCAGGAACAGAGGGCUAUCCGGGCAGAGGAGGCGUUGAGAAAGACGAAGUCAAACAAUGCUGUUGCAGCUGAGCGAGUUCAAGAGAGAUUUCAAAGGCUUUCUGUGGAAAUGUCUUCUAAGAUUGAUGAGAAUGAGAAGGCGGCCGUGAAGGCAGUUGCAGAGGCUAAUGAUCUGCGCAUGAAGAAAAGAGUUGUGGAAGAAAUCCUCCAGAAAGCUACUGAAGAACUUGGGUUAAUGAAAGAGCAGUAUGAAGAGAAACUUCAAGAGCUUUCGAACCAAAGAGAUAUGAAAGCAAAACAAAUAGAGCAGAUGUCACGGGAACUUGAGGAAAAGGACAUAAAAAUUGAAAAUUUUGAAAAGCAAGAGGAAAGUCGGAAACUCAAAGCCAAGAUAGAAAGGCUCAAAACACGAAAUAACUUUUCUGCAGAAGCACAUCCAGAGGAGAAAUGGAGAAACAAAUCAGAUGGAGUGAAAAAGGAAGCACAAAAGCUACAGGAGGAGUUGAAUACGUUGAGGUCUUCGAAGGAUGAAAAGGAUACGAUGGUUAAAACUCUGCAAUCAGACAUAGAAAAGCUCACAGUUCAGUACAAUGAAUUGAAACAUUCUCUCUCUGAAGUAGAGCAGGAGAAAGAAAACCUGAGGAAAGUGGUCUUUAAACUAGAGGGUGACCUACAAAAGAAGGAAGAAGCGAUCAGCGCUACAGCAAAGAAACUCCAGAGUAACGGUGAACAAGCUAGAAACCGUGACACAAAACAACUAUCUUCAAAACGUGGAAAAUCUGCUAAGGAUGUGGCUAGGGGGAAGAUCGAUUUUGUGGAGCUUCCCUGGAAGGGCUCUACGGCAGGUGCUCACAAAGAAAAUGGAGACAGCAAAACGCCAGUCAGAAGGGAUGUAGAAGCUCUAUCAGAGAUGAACAUAUCGUCUUUCCCUCCAAGUGACGACAACUAUCUUACCCAACUAUUGGGUGAAAUGGAAUUACUGAAGGAAAGAAACAAAAGUAUGGAAGGAGAGCUGAAAGAAAUGCAAGAGAGAUAUUCAGAGGUAAGCCUCAAAUUUGCAGAAGUAGAAGGUGAAAGGCAACAACUAGUAAUGACGGUGCGUAACCUGAAGAACACAAAGAAGUAGAAUUUUUUAGAGGAUUAAAGCCUGGAAAUGAAACCAUAGAAAGGUGUGGUGCCUGGUUGUGACGACUUCAAAGUCAAGGUUAGACUAUAGUUCAAUCAAAGUUAACAUACAAUGUACAUCAAAACACAUUAUUUAUCAAUUCUUUCUCUUGCGUUUGUUGUUCAACUAAGGAAAAAUACUAAACAACCCAAUUAUUUGAUUCA
Rhododendron vialii is the source of this 3577-nucleotide messenger RNA. RefSeq lists its product as uncharacterized. The coding region runs from base 390 to 3374 and encodes 994 amino acids. The record is from RefSeq and is a predicted model, not a curated record. The transcript is spliced from 8 exons. Lineage: Eukaryota; Viridiplantae; Streptophyta; Magnoliopsida; Ericales; Ericaceae.